UUACACGAUAACGUUCUAAUUACGAUCUGUGUUUACACAGUAACGGUACACAUCGAAAACGUGUAAUGUCCUGCCACACCACUAGUUGGUGCUAGAUUCUUUGAAACUUAGGUGCGCAUGCGUAAGAAAAGGAGUUGUACCUGAAAGCUGUUAAAACCGUUAAGAUGGCAGCGAAUAAAGUAUUUAUUUGGACUGACGACGAGGUAGAGCUAUUACUUAAGGUAACUUUGAAUUAUAAGACCAUAAAAUGUCAAGAAAAUAUUGACUGGGAGUCAUGCCAAUCGAAGUACGCGGACAUAUUUAAAGAUUUCUUGGAGCAGUAUCCUGCUAAUGGAAAAGAAGGAAAUGGAAAAGACUUCCCGCACGAGAACAACGCCGUAACAAAAGCCCUGGUGAUGUCCAAAUUAAAAGCAGUCCGGGGAAAAUACAGACGUGCUGUGGACUCUGGACGUCGUAGCGGGCAAGGAMGUGUGGUGUUAAUUUUCUUUGAACUGUGCGAAGACAUAUGGGGUGGAUCACCGGCUACCAGCGCGCUGGAAUUUGGCGUUCAAACAACCGAUUUUGACCAGGGCACCCAGGAAAYCGUCCUCUCUGACACAUCCAGUUCAACACCACAUUCAGUGUGUGAGUCGCAUGAGGACUCUACAGUGGCGAGGUCCCGAAAGGAAAUGCUUGAAACCAGGCUGCAAACCCACAGACAACAGAGGCUGAAGAAAAGGCUCAGCUCAGAAGCUGUAUUGCAAGAAGACCUCCAAAUAAAAAGAAGAAUGGUGGACCUCCUGGAGGAGUCAGAGCGGCGCAAUAYAGAAAGACUGGAUAAGCUUACAGAAACUAUGGAAAAUAUGACAAACUGUAUUAAAGAUGGCUUCAGUCUCCUUACCAGAAUGAUGACCCAGCCUCAGCAACUAUCAUAUGCACCUCCUGGGCAAGUUGUCAGAGAUCCWCAAGGGCCGGGCUACUUUGAUACUAACCAAAGGAUCCCUUUCACUGCUUCGUCAAGUAGUCAUUUAUAUAGACAUGCAGUGCAUGGAGAUGAAUUGUUUGAGCAUUUAUGAAAUAUUUUUAUAAGUGACUUUUUAAAAACUCUUUACUGGUGUUCUGCUAUGUUUUUUUCUUCUUACUUAAGUAGUCUGUUGGACUCUUUAAUAUUUAUAAAUAUUUUCUGCCUAUUUAAAKUAUUUGCUUAUUUCAUACAAUAUGUAAUUUACAAAAUAAAGUCUCCUUAAUUC
Molecule: messenger RNA, 1229 nt
Organism: Poecilia reticulata (guppy)
Lineage: Eukaryota; Metazoa; Chordata; Actinopteri; Cyprinodontiformes; Poeciliidae
Source: RefSeq, a predicted model, not a curated record